UGGCGCACCCCGAUCGAGGAGCGGUGAGAACGUUUCUGUGAUUCUAAGUGAUACAAAUCGCGAAUCGCACGUCCAAGAUGGGCCAGUCGGACGAUAUAGAAGACUCGACCUACAGCAGGCAUCAGGAUUUGUGCCAAAAGCUUAAUAUGGACGCGACAGCGGCCUCCGAGGCCUGGAAGUCUUACGAAACUAUCCGACAGAACUACACCCUUGAGGGAGAUCAAUUACAUUGGAUAGGAUGUGCGCUUUAUGUCGCAUGUCGGAAGUCAUCGACGCCAACCGUUGGAAAGACAGGGGCAAACGUAGAGGGCAACUGUGUUUCUUUGACUCGAUUACUCCGACUGUGCAAUCUUUCCUUGAUCCAGUUUUUUUCAAAAAGCAAAUCUUGGGCAGAUAUGGCAAAUAUGCCGCAAGACUUUCGCUCUAAAAUUGAGAAGUUGGAGCGGAACUUUGCUGUUUCUAUGGUGAUCUUCAAGAAAUACCAGCCUAUUUUUACAGACAUUUUUAAAAAUCCAGGAGAAGAUGUCUCACGACCACCAAGAUCCAGAAGGCACAAGGCGAUGCCUUGCACUCCAGCUAGAGUCUUUGAGUUUUGCUGGACCCUUUUUGUCUGUGUAAAGGGUGCCUUUCCAGACAUCUCUGAUGAUCUUGUCAACUCCUACCAUUUAUUAUUGGCAUGCUGCGAUCUCAUAUACAGCAAUGCCGUAUUGGCUAAUAGGAAAGAUCUUCUUAAUGCAAAUUUCUCUGGAUUACCACCUAACUUUAGCGACGAGGACUACAUCCCACCAAAGACUGCAAACUGUAUUGUCGGUUUACUCUGCGAUCGCCAUGAAGCUAUUGCUGUGGAAGCUAAAGUUAUCAAAGAGUAUUCUCUGAAGAAUCACAUAAAUAAAUUAUUCAAUGAGAAGAUUCUGCGUGGGGACCCAUCAAAUUUUUCAGGGAUUCUUGAAGCUUUAAAUUUUGAUGGCAAUAACAAAGCUAUCAAUAAAACCUACGAACAGCACGUCUUGAAUGUCGGUGACUUCGAUGAAAGAAUAUUCCUAGCUGAGUGGAGGCGCGUCAGACUGAAUGCCUUAACAUGCUUGGAAAUAGUUGGAGGAGAUUUCACAUAUUAUGCUUCUGUGCUUCCAAGGAACAAUUUUCAAAAAGGUGCUGAUGCCAGUGACAAUAUUGGUUCACCAACGAAAAUGGUCAAUGUCGGUGACUUGCACGAGCAAUUUCAAUUAAAGAGGGAACAGUACGGAGGACAAAUGCAGCAUUUGGCUCCGCCAACUCCAUUAACGGGCCGCAAGUACCUCAGAACGAAAGAUUUGUCCAAUGUUACGGUGGUAUCGACAGCUACGCAAAGUGUGAUUAGACUUCAAGCACUGCUUGCUGGACGUCAACCAGCACCGAGUGAAAGUUUACUGGAGAUGUUUAAUGGAUGUACCCAGGAUGUUAAGUCACUCGUUGAAGCGAAAGUAAAAGAGAUCGGAGAAAGAUUUUAUGCCAAUUAUACGCAGAACGUGGAAGACAAUGAUUCUUCUACUUUGGACUUUGGCAAGAAACGUCUCUUCUUAGCUCAAACACUUUUCUACAAGCUACUAGAAAUGAUAUUAAUUGAUGAGAAACGAAUAAAACCUAAUUAUGACAUCGUGAAUUUGCUAUCGAACGAAGUAUUCCUGCAGUGUCUGAUGGCAUGUUGUCUGGAAAUAGUGAUCUACUCCUACAAGAACAAAGAUCGCACGUUCCCCUGGAUCUUGAAAACGUUGAACUUAGAGGCCUAUUAUUUCUACAAAGUGAUAGAAGUAAUUGUCCGAGUAGAAGACCAGUUGCCACGAGAUAUAGUAAAACAUUUGAAUCACAGCGAAGAGAAAAUCCUGGAGUCUCUAGCUUGGCAAGGGGAUAGCGUUCUUUGGACUGCAAUUGAAAACACCGAAGGUGGAGUACCCAGCUGCGAAGAGGCCUCUCUACCAGGUACUUUGGACACGGUAGAUCCAAAUACUCCUGGUCAACCAGUCUUGCGAAGAAUAGCUUUGGACCGAGGCAAUCAUCAUGACGUGAUGCAAAGUCCUAUUUCUUCUGCUUCAGAAAGAUUCCAAUCUCCAGUCGUAGCAUCGGGUAUAGCAAAAAAGCGACUCUUCCCCGAGAACCGACUAACGGGAGGCCAAAGUGUCCUUCGGGUUGGGCAGAGCGUCCUAUCUCCAAAAGUUCUAACUUUAGAUCCUUCUUCGAAGAUACUCGUUGCCAUGCCAGAACAAAUAAUUCCAAAGACGACAGCGUCGGCAGUUACUAGCACUCCGGUGCAAUCUUCUUUAGUAAGCCGGGAACCAGCCAAACCUCGCAGGACCGGCUCGGUAGCCCUCUUCUUCAGGAAGUUCUACGCCCUCGGUGGCAUUCGUAUGCAAGCUCUUUGCACUUCUCUCGAGAUCACCGACGUCGACCUGAAGAAGAAAAUCUGGACGAUUUUCGAGUACUCGAUCAAGGAGCGCACCGACCUCAUGAAGGAUCGCCAUCUCGACCAGAUCCUGAUGUGCGCCGUUUACGUGAUCUGCAAGCUGGCCAAAAUGGAGAAGCACUCCUUCACGGAGAUCAUGCGCUGCUAUCGGCUUCAGCCUCAGGCUGAAUCUCAUAUCUACAGGUCUGUGUUAAUCACGAGAGGUCAGCGAAACGAAGCCAACGGCAACUACGAGGACGUCGAGGCUGGAAAUUAUGCCGAGUCCUUCGAAGGUCGUGGGAAAAACGUAGCUCCGCUGACACCUACCAACAUGGCGGGGACCUCGCAGAAUUUCGGCACCAUGACGCGAGGGGAUCUCAUAAAGUUCUACAACACGGUAUACGUACCUCAGGUCAAAGAGGUGGCAAACAGACUCGGCUGGUCUCGCGGAGGGGUAGCCAAUUUGACGCUUAGUCCGUUGCCAAGAAGCAAGCCUGCAACCAAUUCGCCGGUCAGGCGAGUGACCAGCAGCGUGAUGACCCGGGCCUUGGACCCGAAGGCGUUCACUGCCUCGCCGGCACCUCAGCUUAGUUAUUGUUUCAGUCGCAGUCCUGCCAAGGACCUAGAAGCCAUCAACAAGAUGAUGAUCUCCGUAGACGCCCGGAAAUCCGUUGGCAAGCGUUUACUGUCGGACGACACCGACGUGGAGAUGUCAUCCGAGGAGCAGUCCCCCGCUAAGAAGACGGUCACGACCUUCGUCGCCAGGAAGCUGGAGAACAUUAUGGGGGAACGUCGUACUCAGAAUCAGUAGCUUCUUUCCAGGGUUCGUCAGAUCCUGAAGUCUUUCGUCUCUCGCGACCGAUUGUGAAUAAGGGUCGGAAUUUGGCCCUUCAUUCGUUCAGCGCGUCGUCCAUCGAGGACGAGUACCAACGGCCAGAUAGCUCGGUACCGACGACGAGUCCAGUGACUGAUAGUAACUGGCAUUUAUGAGGUAUCUCAAGGACGAAUCGUCGGCAGGGUACAGUCGGUAACAUCGAUCAUUCUCUAAAAUUAGGCAUGACUUUUUAACGCGUCAACCACUCGAGGGAAGUUUCUACGACUGAUUUCUUCUUCUCCCUCGAGGAUAGGAGUUCCUUCGAGUCGAAGGACGUCGGGAAGUUUGUCAUCAGCCAUUUUUGUAGGAACGUCCGAGUGUGAAUGACUUGAAAGCAAUCGGGUAAUCGAAAUAUUUUUCUGAUGCACAGCUCUGGGACAACUCGCCGUUUCUAUACCACUGGAACCUUUUUUUUUUUUCUCUUCUCUUUACAACUUCGAACCCUAAAGAUGCUUCCCUUAUGCUUGGACUGCUCCAAGGUGCACCAAAAAGACUGCUUUGUAGCGAGGGGAACGUUGAAGAACGAAUGGGAGCCGAGAAGGCGGUACGCGACGCAGGUCGAUCUGGUUUUUUUUUCUCCGGUCAGUUUUAAUCCACGGAAAAUCAAAUUUUGUAUUUAGGAUUAGGCUGUACUACCGACUAUUUCAAAUCAAUUUUACAACCGAGCAGGCUGCGUGUGCUAAUCGUAUCACGAGGAGGUACAUUGUUUGGAUUAAUUCUCGUUAAUUUUUAUGAAUUUCACGUGAACGAUGCCGGUAGCAUAACUUGCGACCAACUGCCGCUCCAGAGUUGGCACGUCAGGUGCGAGUCUCCUCGGCGAGCUCUCGCCGCUAACAAUAUAUCCAAGAGAGUCCUUUUGAUUUUUCUUUCUUUUAUUUUUUUUAAUUUCUAUUUUUUUUUUUCCUUUUAAUCGUAAAGAGUCAUAAGGACGCGUGGACAUCGAUCUUCCAUCGGUCGGUGUCCUUCCUAGCAGGUCUAGAUCUCUUGCGAGCAAUUACGUCGAGGUCAUUUUGUGCGAGACAAUUGUGGGGCGUACUGGAAAUGAGAUUUCAUACUUUUUAUCGGUGUCAAUAGGUUAAAAAAAUCCGGGGAAUCACAAAUGCGUCGUACCGCGUUGCCAAUUGGAGAGGAAUCAUUGAUUCGCGAUAGUCAAUAUCGAUCGUUAACGCCCAAAAAUCGGAGAAAUCUCGCAUAAGGUGGCUCUAGACGUCGAGAAGAAAGGCGGUUGCGAUUCGGGUGAUAUAUUUGUUAAUUUACAUUAAUAUUAUAUACAUAGAUAUAUAUAUUAUAUAUAUAGAUUUUUUUUUUUUUCGUAGGACGUAAGUCGUCACGUCGAGCGAUCGGAUCGAUUUCGGGCUCGCUGGAGGAUGAUCAUAGGUGUGGGCUCGAUGGGUUUUCGCGAAAGCGUUUUUAAAGCAUCCUCGAAUUUCGGUUUUCCGAUUUCGAGCUCGCCUUAAAGGUUCGGAUAACUCUAAACGCCUGAGAUUUCGUUUGGAGCUAACGUCGUCGUCUGUAAUCGAUUGUGCCCUACGCGGAGAGGGACGUCUCAAGUUUGACCAUUUUUCAUCAAGACCUAAGCUUGAGCGGUUCCAAAUUUUACUUUACAUAACCGUUUGAUCUCAUUGUUCUGCCGUUUUUGGUUUUCUUUCUUUCUUUUUUUUUCUUUUUUUUUAUAUACAUAUAUAUUACGAAACCACGCGUUUAUGAUUCAAGGUAAUCGGUCGUUGAUCGGAACGGAAUAACGGCAGAGGAUAACGAGAAAAGAAGAGGGGGAAAAAAAAAUAAUGAAGCAGGGAAUGAAAUUAGCUUAUACGAAGCUUAGACGUUAGGGGCCCGAUCGUGCGGCAAUACUUUCUUCAAUCGGAGGAAGACUCGCUUUCUCUCCACGCGUUUAUCUCUCCUCCUCGGUAGGAUAAUCUUUGCAAUUCCUGCGAGCCGGCCUGACACGGCAGUGUAGAGAGAAUUUUUAUCAGGAUACAAUGAAUUAUUAUUAGUUUGUACAUAGUAUUAUUACCUGAGAAUAAAUUAGGAAAAUAAAUGUUGU
Molecule: messenger RNA, 5334 nt
Organism: Orussus abietinus
Lineage: Eukaryota; Metazoa; Arthropoda; Insecta; Hymenoptera; Orussidae
Product: retinoblastoma-like protein 1
Exons: 10
Coding region: 78-3227 (1049 amino acids)
Biological process (GO): regulation of transcription by RNA polymerase II; negative regulation of G1/S transition of mitotic cell cycle; cell differentiation
Cellular component (GO): nucleus; transcription regulator complex; chromatin
Molecular function (GO): RNA polymerase II transcription regulatory region sequence-specific DNA binding
Source: RefSeq, a predicted model, not a curated record